AUGACCCUGAGUGGCACGAGUCCAGCGGGCAACAUCACUCCACGGCUCGACGAUGAUGCGUAUUCGGUUCAUGCUGGCUUACUGAAAGCACCACUCCGGCACACCACCACCAACUACUCGUCGGCGAGACUGCCAGUCUUCCCAAAUCUGACAACUGCCGCAAACAAGUCUUCAAGGUGCUCCGCAUUGCAGCUCUGUACCUACUGCAACGACAUCACGAAAGGCCACCAGCGCCGUUGUUUCGUUUCUCCAUCCUCAAAUCCCACCACGUUCCCAGCCAUGUUCACCACCAAGUCGCUCAGUGCGAUCAAAUAUGCCAUCCAUCAGCCCUUGCCGCUCUCUUCAAAGGAGUCGAAGAAGCUUCUCAACGUCCUAAAGACUUCCUUCCGCCAGAACCUCGAUAGAGAGCAUGGCUAUGGCCCCGAAAAUGCCGAGUCCUCCGCCUCGAAGACAGCUUCCAAACAAGGCUCCACCUCUCAUAUCGAGCACCGCCGACCGACGGACCGACAUCUUCGCGCCAUUCUCUCCAACCCGCUGUUCAAGAGCAGCAUCCAGCCCGACAAUGCGGCGCUCCCCAACCCUCGAGACCCAAUGGACGUUUUCGACGAGGCCGUAUCGCGCGGCAUGAUGACGAGAAAGGCGGCGACUGGCUGUCUGCGGACGAAGCGUCAGAAAAUCCUGCAGUCGAGCGCUCUUUCGGUUCAGGACGCCAUGCGGGCAUCCUCGACAGGCCUAAGGGUCAUUCAGUGGCUCAGAUCGUCUGGCGCCGAACGGACACUCGACUUUCUCGCAGAUCGUCGCUUCGUCUCGGAGCUCAUACCAUUCAUGGUCGCCGAGGGGCUCGAGGAGGUGGCAUGGGGGUGGGCUGACCGGAUGGUUCGAGGCGAAGGCCCGAAAGAGGAGAACAGCAGGAUUGCGGAAUCCCUGAUCACCAGCUUGGUAUUAGACAAGUCACACGUCGACAGUAGCCUCGACACGGCCUUCUCGACGAUACUCAGAGCGGACGCGACAUGGAAGGCGGAUCCCCAGUUGCCUCAAAUUCUGCUGCGUCCUUGGCGCCUGCUCUCCUGGCAGUCGACCGUUGACGCAUGGAAGAGACCGCCGCCUUCAUUUGCACUAUUCGAGUCGUACGUCGAGACCGCCAACCACAUCCAAAAACCGUUGCGGCUGGACCGCGCUCACUUGGCUCUGCACCAUCCCACCAGCCCCAGUUAUGAACGUGCUGUGCGCUACAUUCAAGACCAGCCUCUGACCACCUUUGAGUCCAACAAAAACCUGGUCACGAGGAUAAUCUGCAUGGGCAUGGAUGCCGUUGGCUUCUUGACGAGGAUUGGUCGGACCGACGAGGCCAUACACCUUUUACAAUUACUGCAAUCCAAGUUCUCGAAAGAAGUCUGGCAAAAACACCAAUCUCGUGGUGUUGCAUUUGUCUGAGAGGCUCCGGCACACGGAAGCCACGACAAUCACACCACUCCACCCUCGCCCCGAUUAGCGAGUGCUGUCCCCUAUAUCGAAAGGUCAAUCAGACGAUCAGUCCGACGUCUUCAUCAGACAGCCCUUUGCCUCGGGGCAGGAUAUCACGGUUUCGCUUUGGACAAUGUCGAAUAUUUCCGUGUCUGCCUGGUAUACGUCUAGGAUAACCAAGGCGGCGGCACGGAGUGGCUGCCCGGUUGCUACAGGCGGCAGAAGUGUCCAACUCGGCCCAUCGUGAACCCCCCUAUCGCAGUCAUGCUGCCUUAUGCGAGAAACACGACUCACGGUUCAUGGUCGUUACACUCAUUUUGUAUAAAUUUAGAAGAUACCCGCAAAUGCACAACCCAUUCCAAAUCAUACCUCAGAUCAGUAUCUCCGAUGUUGAACUGACUACGCUCU
Messenger RNA from Colletotrichum destructivum, 1872 nucleotides. RefSeq lists its product as uncharacterized. Lineage: Eukaryota; Fungi; Ascomycota; Sordariomycetes; Glomerellales; Glomerellaceae. The record is from RefSeq and is a predicted model, not a curated record. The coding region runs from base 1 to 1434 and encodes 477 amino acids. The transcript has a single exon.